AUGCCUGCCUUCUUGGACAGCAUUGCCACCAUCAUCAGUGUCUUCUACAGGCAUGCAAGGGAAGGUGGAAGCUGCUCCAGCCUCAGCAGGAGGAAGAUGAAGGAGCUCAUCGAGGAGGAGUUUGCAGAUGUCAUAGCUAAGCCUCACGACCCUCAGACCAUUGAGAAGAUCCUGCAGUUCCUGGAGUGGGAUGGGGAUGGGGAAAUCGAUUUCACCGAGUACCUGCUCCUGGUGUUCAAGGCAGCCAGGGCCUGCUACUGCUACCUGCCCAGGGGCUCAACCCUGCUGCAAAGAACCAAGCUGGCGACCACCAGCAAGACCCCCCCGGGAGCUGAGACCAAGAGCAGAGGGAGCCGGCGGCAGCCCCAGGGGGAAGAAGAAGGAAGCCAUGAGAGAAACCAUCCCAGGGGCGAGCCUGAGCUGCGAGCAGACGCCAGGCUCAGCGAGCUUGAACGGCUCCAGGCAAGGAGGGGCCAGCAGCAGCAACGCAGCCAGCAAGGCAGAGACGACAGCAGAGGAAGCACCGAGAUGGGGGAGCCAAACCCUCGGCUCCGAGAGCAGCGAAGCCAGGAGCCAGGGGAGCAGAGAAGACGUCGGCCACCAGAGCCAGCCAGGGGGGAAGGAGAGCUCAGGGGGCACAGCAGCUGCAGAGAGCAGGCAGAAGAGAGGCAACAUCAAGAGAGGCCUCGUCCAGGGCAGCUGGAGGACGUGAGGAGCUGCGAGCCUCAGCCACUGGACCAGCGGAGUGGCCUUGGGCCACAGGAGCCAGCGUGGCCAGCACAGCAUCAGAGCAGGCAGUGGCCAGGGGAAGCAGACAGAAGGAGGCUCAAUCAGCCACGCAGAGAGGACAGAAGCUGCUACCUGCUACGUGAGCCGGGACAAAGAGCAGCUGAAGGCAGCAGCCCCCAGCCACAGGAGAGCCUGGCCCGGAGGCGCCCACACCAGGCACAGCUGCAGGAGCCGCUGGAGCUUGACCGCAGCUGCCGGCAGAGCUGUGAGCCACAAAGAGAGGUGCAGGAGCAGGAGGAGGUCCAGCAACAGGAGGUUGGGUAUGAGGAAAGCGAGAGAGAAACUCGUGAGGAUCAGGAAGGGGAAGAAGAAGAUGUUGGAAUGAGGAGGGAGAGGAGAAUCGAUCGGGAACGGGAGCUGGACCUGGAGGUCUACGAACGCCAGAGCAGAGAGAGAAGAACAAGGGAAGAACAAGGAGCCAGAAGCAGCCUGAGAGAGAGCAGAGAUGGAGAAAGGAGACAACGAGAGACAGGGAGGUACGAGAGGAGUCGAGAGGCUGAGAGGGCAGAGGCAGAAGCUGAGCUGAGGAUCUAUCGAGAGUCUCGGGAUUUGGAGUCACGGACGGAGGUUGUUGAAGGGAGGGACCGGGACAAUGUCCGCGGAGAUCUGGAAGAUGAGAGGAGGAUCAGAGGGCAACGAGAGAGGGCAGAGCCUGUGCGACAGAGGAGAAUCGAUCGGGAACGGGAGCGGGACCUGGAGACUGAUGAACGCCGGAGCAGAGGGAGAAGAAUAAGGGAAGAGCAGCGAGACAGCAGAGAGAGCAGAGAUGGAGAGAGAAGGCAACGUGAGACAGAGAGGUACGAGAGGAGUCGAGAGGCAGAGAGGGCAGAGGCAGAAGCUGAGCUGAGGAUCCAUCGAGAGUCUCGGGAGCUGGAGCCACGGACGGAGAUUGUUGAAGGGAGGGACCAGAGCAGUGCCCGUGGGGAUCUGGAAGAUGAGAGGAGGAUCAGAGGGCAACGAGAGAGGGCAGAGCCUGUGCGGGAGAGGAGAAUCGAUCGGGAACGGGAGCUGGACCUGGAGGCUGAUGAACACCAGAGCAGAGAGAGAAGAGAAAGAGAAGAACGAGGAGCCAGAAGCAGCCUGAGAGAGAGCAGAGACGGAGAGAGAAGGCAACGUGAGACAGAGAGCUAUGAAAGGAGUCGAGAGGCUGAGAGGGCAGAGGCAGAAGCUGAGCUGGGGAUCUAUCGAGAGUCUCGGGAGCUGGAGCCACGGACGGAGGUCCUGGAAAGAAGGAGCAGGGACAGUGCCCGUGGGGAUCUGGAAGAUGAGAGGAGGAUCAGAGGACAACGAGAGAGGGCAGAGCCUGUGCGAGAGAGGAGAAUCGAUCAGGACCGGGAGCUGGACCUGGAGGUUGAUGAACGCCGGAACAGAGAGAGAAUAAGAAGGGAAGAGCAAGGAGGCAGAAGCAGCCUGAGAGAGAGCAGAGAUGGAGAGAGAAGGCAACGUGAGACAAGGAGGUACGAGAGGAGUCGAGAGGCUGAGAGGGCAGAGGCAGAAGCUGAGCUGAGGAUCUAUCGAGAGUCUCGGGAGCUGGAGCCACGAACGGAGGUUGUUGAAGGGAGGGACCGGGACAAUGUCCGCGGAGAUCUGGAAGAUGAGAGGAGGAUCAGAGGGCAACGAGAGAGGGCAGAGCCUGUGCGAGAGAGGAGAAUCGAUCGGGAACGGGAGCUGGACCUGGAGACUGAUGAACUCCGGAGCAGAGGGAGAAGAAUAAGGGAAGAGCAGCGAGACAGCAGAGAGAGCAGAGAUGGAGAGAGAAGGCAACGUGAGACAGGGAGGUACGAGAGGAGUCGAGAGGCUGAGAGGGCAGAGGCAGAAGCUGAGCUGAGGAUCCAUCGAGAGUCUCGGGAGCAGGAGCCACGGACGGAGGUCUUGGAAAGAAGAAGCAGGGACAGUGCCCGUGGGGAUCUGGAAGAUGAGAGGAGGAUCAGAGGGCAACGAGAGAGGGCAGAGCCUGUGCGGGACAGGAGAAUUGAUCGGGAACGGGAGCUGGACCUGGAGGUUGAUGAACACCAGAGCAGAGAGAGAAGAGAAAGAGAAGAACGAGGAGCCAGAAGCAGCCUGAGAGAGAGCAGAGAUGGAGAAAGGAGACAACGAGAGACAGGGAGGUACGAGAGGAGUCGAGAAGCUGAGAGGGCAGAGGCAGAAGCUGAGCUGAGGAUCUAUCGAGAGUCUCGGGAGCUGGAGCCACGGACGGAGGUCCUGGAAAGGAGCAGGGACAGUGCCCGUGGGGAUCUGGAAGAUGAGAGGAGGAUCAGAGGGCAACGAGAGAGGGCAAAGCCUGUGCGGGAGAGGAGAAUCGAUCAGGACCGGGAGCUGGACCUGGAGGUUGAUGAACGCCGGAACAGAGAGAGAAGAACAAGGGAAGAACAAGGAGCCAGAAGCAGCCUGAGAGAGAGCAGAGAUGGAGAAAGGAGACAACGUGAGACAAGGAGGUACGAGAGGAGUCGAGAGGCAGAGAGGGCAGAGGCAGAAGCUGAGCUGAGGAUCUAUCGAGAGUCUCGGGAGCUGGAGCCACGGACGAGGAUUGUUGAAGGGAGGGACCAGAGCAGUGCCCGUGGGGAUCUGGAAGAUGAGAGGAGGAUCAGAGGGCAACGAGAGAGGGCAGAGCCUGUGCGGGAUAGGAGAAUUGAUCGGGAACGGGAGCUGGACCUGGAGGUUGAUGAACACCAGAGCAGAGAGAGAAGAGAAAGAGAAGAACGAGGAGCCAGAAGCAGCCUGAGAGAGAGCAGAGAUGGAGAAAGGAGACAACGAGAGACAGGGAGGUACGAGAGGAGUCGAGAGGCUGAGAGGGCAGAGGCAGAAGCUGAGCUGAGGAUCCAUCGAGAGUCUCGGGAGCUGGAGCCACGAACGGAGGUUGUUGAAGGGAGGGACCGGGACAAUGUCCGCGGAGAUCUGGAAGAUGAGAGGAGGAUCAGAGGGCAACGAGAGAGGGCAGAGCCUGUGCGAGAGAGGAGAAUCGAUCGGGAACGGGAGCUGGACCUGGAGACUGAUGAACUCCGGAGCAGAGGGAGAAGAAUAAGGGAAGAGCAGCGAGACAGCAGAGAGAGCAGAGAUGGAGAGAGAAGGCAACGUGAGACAGGGAGGUACGAGAGGAGUCGAGAAGCUGAGAGGGCAGAGGCAGAAGCUGAGCUGAGGAUCCAUCGAGAGUCUCGGGAGCAGGAGCCACGGACGGAGGUCUUGGAAAGAAGGAGCAGGGACAGUGCCCGUGGGGAUCUGGAAGAUGAGAGGAGGAUCAGAGGACAACGAGAGAGGGCAGAGCCUGUGCGGGAGAGGAGAAUCGAUCAGGACCGGGAGCUGGACCUGGAGGUUGAUGAACGCCGGAACAGAGAGAGAAGAACAAGGGAAGAACAAGGAGCCAGAAGCAGCCUGAGAGAGAGCAGAGAUGGAGAAAGGAGACAACGAGAGACAGGGAGGUACGAGAGGAGUCGAGAGGCAGAGAGGGCAGAGGCAGAAGCUGAGCUGAGGAUCUAUCGAGAGUCUCGGGAGCUGGAGCCACGGACGAGGAUUGUUGAAGGGAGGGACCAGAGCAGUGCCCGUGGGGAUCUGGAAGAUGAGAGGAGGAUCAGAAGGCAACGAGAGAGGGCAGAGCCUGUGCGGGAGAGGAGAACUGAUCGGGAGCGGGAGCUGGACCUGGAGGUUGAUGAACACCAGAGCAGAGAGAGAAGAGAAAGAGAAGAGCAAGGAGCCAGAAGCAGCCUGAGAGAGAGCAGAGAUGGAGAGAGAAGGCAACGUGAGACAGAGAGGUACGAGAGGAGUCGAGAGGCUGAGAGGGCAGAGGCAGAAGCUGAGCUGAGGAUCUAUCGAGAGUCUCGGGAUUUGGAGCCACGGACGAGGAUUGUUGAAGGGAGGGACCAGAGCAGUGCCCGUGGGGAUCUGGAAGAUGAGAGGAGGAUCAGAAGGCAACGAGAGAGGGCAGAGCCUGUGCGGGAGAGGAGAACUGAUCGGGAGCGGGAGCUGGACCUGGAGGCUGAUGAACACCAGAGCAGAGAGAGAAGAGAAAGAGAAGAACGAGGAGCCAGAAGCAGCCUGAGAGAGAGCAGAGACGGAGAGAGAAGGCAACGUGAGACAGAGAGCUAUGAAAGGAGUCGAGAGGCUGAGAGGGGAGAGGCAGAAGCUGAGCUGAGGAUCUAUCGAGAGUCUCGGGAGCUGGAGCCACGAACGGAGGUUGUUGAAGGGAGGGACCGGGACAAUGUCCGCGGAGAUCUGGAAGAUGAGAGGAGGAUCAGAAGGCAACGAGAGAGGGCAGAGCCUGUGCGAGAGAGGAGAAUCGAUCGGGAACGGGAGCUGGACCUGGAGACUGAUGAACUCCGGAGCAGAGGGAGAAGAAUAAGGGAAGAGCAGCGAGACAGCAGAGAGAGCAGAGACGGAGAGAGAAGGCAACGUGAGACAGAGAGGUACGAGAGGAGUCGAGAGGCUGAGAGGGCAGAGGCAGAAGCUGAGCUGAGGAUCUAUCGAGAGUCUCGGGAGCAGGAGCCACGGACGGAGGUCCUGGAAAGAAGGAGCAGGGACAGUGCCCGUGGGGAUCUGGAAGAUGAGAGGAGGAUCAGAGGACAACGAGAGAGGGCAGAGCCUGUGCGGGAGAGGAGAAUCGAUCAGGACCGGGAGCUGGACCUGGAGGUUGAUGAACGCCGGAACAGAGAGAUAAGAACAAGGGAAGAACAAGGAGCCAGAAGCAGCCUGAGAGAGAGCAGAGAUGGAGAAAGGAGACAACGAGAGACAGGGAGGUACGAGAGGAGUCGAGAGGCUGAGAGGGCAGAGGCAGAAGCUGAGCUGAGGAUCCAUCGAGAGUCUCGGGAGCUGGAGCCACGGACGGAGGUCGUUGAAGGGAGGGACCAGAGCAGUGCCCGUGGGGAUCUGGAAGAUGAGAGGAGGAUCAGAAGGCAACGAGAGAGGGCAGAGCCUGUGCGGGACAGGAGAACUGAUCGGGAACGGGAGCUGGAGAUCUAUGAGAGCCAAAGAGGAGAGAGGAGUGGAAGAGAAGAGCAAGGAGCCAGGACCAGCCAGAAGGAGUCCCGAGAGAGCAGCAGGCUCCAGGUAAUAGAGGAGGAGCAGGAGGUUGACCUUAUCCUCCGCCGUCAGGUAGCUGAUUCACGGCGUGAAGGCUCCGAGGUCACUGCCGCUGAGCCCUCAGCAGAAGGGAGACAGAGGAGCCUCAGGCUGCCGAGUGAGGAGGAAGCUCCUGAGGCCGACAGCAGCUGUGAGGAUGAAAGACGAAGACUUGAGAGGAGCCUCUACCAAACCGUGGAUGUGGACACCGGGGACCUGUCCCUGCCAGGGCAGCCGGCACCAGUCACUGGCCUGAGGGUCUGCUACAUCCCAGCCGAGCCUGGCGUGCAGCCGGAGGUGAAGGUCCUGCCCCAGCCCUGCGACCCUCAGACCAUUGCCUACCUGGUCCAUGUGAUCCAGAACGUGAAUGAUCCUGAAGCCACCACCUAUGAGAUCUUCUGCCACCAGCCCCACGGCCCGGAGCAGCCUCUCUGCGUCAAGAAGUGCCAAGUGUCAGCCAAGCCACCAGCAGCCUCCCGCGAUGCCAACAACCCCCCAGAGCCCAGAGCCCUGCGGCCAGAGGACCUCCCAGCUCCCAGCCCUCAGGAAAACCCAGAGGAUCUCCAGGAGCCGCAGGAAAGGACAGAAAGAGGAGUGAAGGAAGCGGCUCCCCGGGCUUCUGCUGCCGAGGUGGGCGCUGCCAAGGGUGCCCCUUGCCGGGCAAAGGCCAAGGAGGAGCGGAGAGAGAGUCAGCGCCCCGAGGCGCCCAGCGCGGAGGAGAAUCAGCAGCAGCCUCAGGGAGAUGGAUCAAAGGCUGCCAGGGGCCUGCGGGAGCCUGAAUCCAGCUGCCAGGAUCGUGAGGAUAGGGAGGCCAAGGGCUGCCCACCUCCGCCCCGGGCUGCAGAGCCCCGGGAAGCCGGAGGGCAGGGCCGGAGAGCUGCCGACGAGAGCCGAGCUCAGCCGGCGCGGAGGGACGGGGCCAGCCGCGGCCGAGAGGGUGCGGAGCUGCCUCUGGCCGAGAGAAGCAGCCAGGCACGGCAGGAGAGCGGCAGCGGCAGCCCCCGGGCGGGGAGCGAUGUCGAGCGGCAGGAGCAGCCCCGUCCGGGCACCAAGCAGAGCCCCUCCGGCGCUCCGCUCCCGCAGGAGGCACCGAGCCGCCCCGCCAAGGACGCAGCCAAAGCUUCUUGA
Messenger RNA from Pogoniulus pusillus (Red-fronted tinkerbird), 6966 nucleotides. RefSeq names its product trichohyalin-like. Gene Ontology annotation, molecular function: calcium ion binding; calcium-dependent protein binding; transition metal ion binding. Gene Ontology annotation, cellular component: cytoplasm. The record is from RefSeq and is a predicted model, not a curated record. The transcript has 2 exons. Lineage: Eukaryota; Metazoa; Chordata; Aves; Piciformes; Lybiidae. Gene Ontology annotation, biological process: cellular response to cytokine stimulus; regulation of phosphatidylinositol 3-kinase/protein kinase B signal transduction; positive regulation of cell cycle G1/S phase transition. The coding region runs from base 1 to 6966 and encodes 2321 amino acids.